UAUUUCUUCCAUUUUCUAUAUCUGGCCCUCUCUUUCUCAUAAUCUUAUCACUUUCUUUUCUAUAAAUUCCUGUCGCUCUCUUGAUUCUUUCGUUGAAGUCAGCCCUUUUAAGAUUCCUUGAAAAUUAUUCUUGUCAUGUUUUUGAUAUUUCCCUAGGUCUUGACCAUUUGAUCUUUGAAAUAUCUACGGAGACCCAUAUCCGACGCUUCUAUCGUUCUAUGUGUCGCUGACUUUUGAUUCCUACUUUUAUUGUGAGAGUCUUGUUUUGCGAGUGUAUUUCAAAUUGGGCAUCUGGGUAUCUCCGGUUUUGUGACUCGACUCAAGACAGCCUUGAGAUGGGCAUAUAUCUGAGCUCCCCCAAAACUGAGAAAUUCUCAGAAGAUGGUGAGAAUGAAAAGCUAAGAUUUGGUUUAUCAUCCAUGCAAGGAUGGCGGGCAACCAUGGAAGAUGCUCAUGCUGCACUACCUGAUCUGGAUGGUUCCACUUCAUUCUUUGGUGUGUAUGAUGGCCAUGGAGGAAAGGUAGUAGCAAAAUUCUGUGCCAAGUAUCUUCAUCAGCAGGUUCUCAAGAAUGAAGCAUAUGCAGCUGGAGAUAUAGAGACAUCUGUUCAGAAAUCAUUUUUCAGAAUGGAUGAGAUGAUGCAUGGCCAAAGAGGAUGGAGGGAAUUGGCUGUUUUGGGCGAUAAAAUUAACAAGUUUACUGGCAUGAUAGAAGGGCUAAUAUGGUCUCCCAGGAGUGCUGAUGGAAAUGACCAACAUGAUGACUGGGGUUUUGAAGAGGGUCCUCACUCCGAUUUUUCUGGACCAACCUCUGGGAGCACAGCUUGUGUCGCAAUUAUUAGAAAUAACCAACUUGUUGUUGCAAAUGCUGGUGAUUCUCGUUGUGUGAUAUCUCGAAAGGGUCAGGCAUACAAUCUGUCUAGGGAUCAUAAACCUGAUCUUGUGGCUGAGAAGGAAAGAAUUUUAAAAGCUGGUGGCUUUAUACAUGCGGCACGAAUAAAUGGAAGUUUAAAUCUCACAAGAGCAAUAGGUGACAUGGAGUUCAAGCAGAAUAAAUUUUUGCCUGUUGAAAAGCAAAUUGUAACUGCAAAUCCUGAUGUAAACACUGUUGAUCUUUGUGGUGAUGACAAUUUUAUUGUGCUAGCAUGUGAUGGAAUCUGGGAUUGCAUGUCAAGCCAACAACUAGUGGAUUUUAUUCAUGAACAGCUAAAGACGGAAAGUAAGCUCUCUGCUGUAUGUGAGAGAGUACUCGACAGGUGUUUGGCGCCAUCAACUGCCGGUGGGGAAGGGUGUGACAACAUGACCAUGAUCUUGGUGCAGUUUAAGAAACCCUUGGGCUCUAAUGCAUCUGCAGAUGAUCAAUUGUCAGAAUCUAAGUCCGCUGACGCUCCUGAAGGAAGUGAAUCAGUAGCUUCUACACACAAUUGAAUAUCCUGAUAACAAAAAUCACGAAGGAGUUAGUCCUGCCUUGCCUUGAUAAUCCAGGUUCACACACACAUCUGUAGAUGGUUUGACACGAAAGAAAACACAGUUAGAACACUUGAGAGAACUCCUUUUUCGUAUUGCACUGCAUGUUUUAGGUUUGAUGACCAAGUUAGUAUAAAAGAAAACAUGUACAGUAUGCUUGUUUGGAUAUCACCCAACCACAGCAAGCCUCGUCGUUGGUAUGGGACAUUUCACAUUUGGAAACAAAAUGCUUGUACACUUGUGGAUACCAUAACCCCCACCUCCGUUGGGAUUUUGAACCCAGGACCGCCAACUUCCUUGGGCUACUCUUUGAUCCCAUCUUUGCUUGUUAUGGGCUUCUGAUGAUAUCGGUCCGACUGGGAAGGGUAUAGAAACUAUAUUUUGUUAAAACCUGGACAACUAUAUAUGUGAUUUGGGGCAUGCCUCAGAUUUGUGUGGGAAGAAAAAGCUUGAAAGGUGAAAGUGCAAGUCUUUCCAUAUGCAGAUGAUGUAUCAUAUAUAUGCACUGUAUCUCUUAUGUAAGAAUUUUUUCUUCCCAAAUCUGAUAUGAAUCUAUAGAAAAUAUCAAAACCAGAAUGGAAUGCACAUUUAA
Molecule: messenger RNA, 2058 nt
Organism: Tripterygium wilfordii
Lineage: Eukaryota; Viridiplantae; Streptophyta; Magnoliopsida; Celastrales; Celastraceae
Product: probable protein phosphatase 2C 60
Exons: 11
Coding region: 336-1427 (363 amino acids)
Biological process (GO): protein dephosphorylation
Molecular function (GO): protein serine/threonine phosphatase activity; cation binding
Source: RefSeq, a predicted model, not a curated record